AUGGCGGGGUCCCCGGCGCUCCGGCGCUCGUGCUCCGACGGUUGCGGUAACGGCGGCGGCGGCGCCGCCGUCGCCCUCAUUGUAGUUCUCUUCGUGGGGGCACUGGCCGAAAUGUCUGUCGAGCUCGGCGGCCAUGCGGAGGGCGGCGGCGGCGCCGCCGUCGCCCUCAUUGUAGUUCUCUUCGUGGGGACUCAGGACUACCAGUUGACGGCUAGCGGGCCCGCGGCGGGGGCCAUGUUGCGGCUUCUUGGAUACAAUCCUAUGUCAGCGGGUUUCUACCGAAUGGAGGAGAUAUUGCAGGAGGUGGGGAACUUUGACGCGAUCGCCUUCGCAGGCACGAAGAACACGGUGAGCUCGGGCGAGUGCACGCUCAAGCGCACCAUCAAGGGGCGACUCGUGCACGAGGCACCGUAUGGCAAGGCUCCGUUCUCGAACAACGCGUGCGGAGUGGCCGUCGUGCUUCCACAUCGGGAGCCGACCGAGAUCCGUGGCCAGAAGCUGGAGUGCGACGAGGCCGAGAUUGAAACUAUUGAUCAGCAGCUCCGCGAUAUCUCAUCUCGAAUUUGUAAGCUGAGGCUGCUGCUCGACGAGGCGACUGCCUCAUUCCUUGCAGGUGUGGAUGUCUCCGCGCACAGAUCGAGACAGUACGCCGUGGAGAUCGCGCCCGCAGCCAACGACAGGUUGAAACUCUCCCUGGCCCGCGAGGUCAAGAGCGCCCUGUACCCCAGGCACGACGCGUCGGCGGGCAUGGCGGCAGCAGGCAAAGCGGCAGGGGUGAAGUACAACGACCACAGCGCCGAGUGGAUGAAGCUCGAGAAGGGAGGCCACUCCGUCGACCACAGGCUUCGAGGGCCCCCGCACACGCACGGGCGCAGCAAGCAGUUUGCCGAGGGCGCUCCACCAGACCACGUGAAGCUGCGGGACGAGAUGAAGGAGUUCUUCGCCAAGGGGAUCACAGCGCAGAAGCUGGGCAGAGGGAUCCCGUAUUUCAGGGCGCGGGUGCUCAAGGCGAUGGAAGGGGAGAAUGCCAAGGCCAUCAUCUCAUGCCACUUCCACCACGACCUCAUCGGUCUCGUUUUCUCCCGCCUGCUCGAGGCGAUGAUGGAGUUCGAGGGAGGGGUCUACCCAGCAGGCCUCUACUUCCUCGCCAUGGCUCGGGCCGGCGCCGCCCUGCUCCCCUCGCUGCUCCCGGACCUGCCCCUGGACGAGAUGUCGAAGACGCGCGAGUACGGCCCCUCGACGGACACGUUCAUGGGCAUCCCAGGGGCGCCGACGGGGAGGUCGCUGUUUAUUCCUCGAUAUGUUUCCACCUCUGCGCCAGUCCCCCCCUUUUCGGCCCCCCUCGGCGUCAGCUUCCCCGUGGCGCUCGGGGCGCUGCUCUUCGCUGUGAGCUGGGCCGCGUUCUGGGUCACCAACUCGAAGCCCGCCAAGGAUGACGAGGGCAUGUACAAGACCUACAUCGGCGGCGGGGAGCUGCCCCCCGAGGGCUACACCAACCCGCUCGACCCCCGGCUGAGCGAGGACUACAAGCUGGAGGACGACGACGCCCCGGCGGAGGGCCAGAAGAAGGCCCUCAAGAAGCCCGCGAGCUCCGCCAUCGUCUGAGGGAGGAGGUCGGAGGGCGCCCGCUGCACGCCCACACCGACACCGGCCAGGUGCCCACCCUGGGCCCAGGAUGGGCGGGCGUGCCCUCCUCGUGCACGCCGAGGGUGGGCCUGGCCAGGAUCGGUGCGGGUCUAUGCCCAGGCAUCGGAGGGCAUCUGUGGCAUGCGAGGUUUCGACUUUUUUCUAUACAGGGCCCCUGAAAGUCCCGACCCCCUCCCCAGGGCCGGUCUUCGUCCCGAGUCGUUGUCUCACGGUCCCAGGGCUCGGCGAGGGCCCCCAAGGGCCAGAAGCUGACAAAGGCCACCCGCCGAGAUUGUUUCGCGCCGCCACCCGCGCCGCGCCGCGCCGACGUCGCGAAAAAAACGACAAAGUCCAAAC
This is a messenger RNA of Prorocentrum cordatum, 1983 nucleotides long. Lineage: Eukaryota; Dinophyceae; Prorocentrales; Prorocentraceae. The record is from the annotation of a GenBank genome assembly.